CCGAUUCUCUGUUGGUGACGUUCCGAUGGCAAAUCAACGGCUUCUCCAAGCUGACAGAGCGGAGAGUCCACUCCAACACCUUCCUGGUUGGGGGGUACAGCUGCUGUUGGUCGCUGCUCAGGCUCUUGAACUGGAAGUCUGAUGGUGUACACAAACGUGUUGUUGUUCCUUGGCAUGGCAAAUGCUGCAACACAGCAGCGUGGUUGGACCAAGUGCAUGCUCUAUGUGUGGACAAUUUGACCAACCAAUUUGACCGGAGAAAUUCAGUGCGGAGAGUUGGGCCCGUACAGUGUGCUGACGUGACAACAGUGUGCCACGUCAGUGCAUGCCACCCGGGUUGUCUCGCUGGGCUCCUACCUAUUAGCUCGCCCGCUGCUGUCUGGAGCAGCCGUGGGGUUGGUGAGGAGUGCAGUGCGGCGACGACUGGAACGGGCAUCGGGGAGAUGAAGCUGGUGCAUCUGAUGCAUUGUUUGUUGGCGCCUGCUACUUCCCUGCUCCCUGCCCCUCCUCACCACUCUCAUUCCACCAGGACUGCACCGUUACCUGUGCAUUCAUCACCUGCACACUCGCCGCCUAGUGGCCAAGGGUCCAAGCACAAGUGCACAGAUGUGCCUAUAACAGGCAGUGAUACAACAGAGGCAGCAGCGGCAGCAGCAAAAGGAAGUCAGUGCUCUCCCCUCCUCUCCUCCUUCCCCUUUCUUCCUAUUCCCCUUGCGUCCUCCUUCCGCCUCUCUUACUUGCCUGUUCCUCUUCACUCCUCCUCGGCUGCUGCAUGCUGCUGUGGACCCCAUCCCAGUGUACAGCAAACGAGGAGUGAAGCGCAGCCGCUGUUGCUGUUGGCAGAUACAGUGCUUGCCUCUCCUCCCUUAUGCUCAUCUCCCUCCUUCCUUCCCACCUCCUCUGAUUUCCCUCACGCUUUCUAUGCGUUCCUCGUCCUUUGCUCCCUUCCCACCUCCUUGCUUCCCCUCAGCGUUUCUCCCCUUCUUGUUGUUUCCAUUAUCCCCCUCCCAAGCCCAUACGUUGUGGUGGUGCCGAAGCACGUGACAGCGGUGUGCCACGUCAGCGCAUGCCACCCGGCACGCCGCGUGACCACCUGUCUGGACAUCCCGCUGCGCCUCUUCGACCUGCUGCGGCAGCCUUGUCCGCUGAAAUACUUUUCUCUAGGCUCUGUGCCAAUUCUCUCUCGUGCUGCUGUCUGGAACAAGGGUGGUGGGGAGGAGUGUAGUGCGGUAACGGUUGGGACGGGCAUGGGGGAGAUGGUCGAUCUGACACAUGGUCGCGUUGCUGGUGUGUUCGAGGGCGCGUGUCUGGGUUACAUUCGCUUACUCACCAUGCACCACUUGCUGCCCCACGUGGCCUCUUGCGGACCGGACUGUUACCUGCGCAUUCACCACCUACACACUCAACACCUAGUCGCCAAGGUGUUUCUUAAACAGCCACCUAACUUCCCUUCUUGCCAGAAGGGACAACCACAGGGCCUGCUGCAUCAGGAGAGAAAGCAG
Messenger RNA from Closterium sp. Naga37s-1, 1502 nucleotides. Lineage: Eukaryota; Viridiplantae; Streptophyta; Zygnematophyceae; Desmidiales; Closteriaceae. The record is from the annotation of a GenBank genome assembly.